Cyphomyrmex costatus is the source of this 1336-nucleotide messenger RNA. RefSeq names its product 27 kDa glycoprotein-like. Bases 277 to 1218 code for a protein of 313 amino acids. The record is from RefSeq and is a predicted model, not a curated record. The transcript is spliced from 4 exons. Lineage: Eukaryota; Metazoa; Arthropoda; Insecta; Hymenoptera; Formicidae.
UCAGCUUCUACCCCCUCUCUUCUGUCGUUACCGGAUAAUAGCGCCUGCUCGUAAUAAAGGAUUGGUGACAAUAAAUGAGCUGGCUGCUGUCGCGGGAAGGUGCGUUGCUGUUCAUUGUGCUGCGUAAGAAGAGUGUACGCGCGAGCGCGUGAUCCGUGUGCGUGCGCGCGGAAACGUUCCGCCGUGAGUGAACUCAACCCGCAGAUAGAGAUAUACCUACCUAUCAUCGCGAUCUACCUCGUCUUUCUCCGCAAAAGACUCUCGUCCUCUGCCAAAAUGAUGAAGUACACCGCGUUCAUUGCCGUAGCUCUACUUCUCGGUAUUGUUGAGUGCACGCAUUCGCAAGAAAAUUUAUCCGACAAUGUGCUUGAGCAGGUUGGCAAUGUGGUGGGUGAUCGAAUCCCAGAAUUAAAAAACUUGAACACAUCAGCGCUGCCCAUCGAAGAAGCUAAGAAUCUUUUUAAAGAAAAAUGUACAAAGAACGGCGGACCAGACGCAUUUGACAAUGUCGAACGCGCCCAAGUUAAAAUGGGACAGUGUGUUCAGUCACUCAUCAACAUUACGGCACUAACAGCGGAGAUGGAAAAAUACAAGCCGACAGGUGAUUUGGAUAUUGUUUUCAAGAACUAUUGCAACAAGCGCAACACUCUGCGAGCUUGCGUGAGCAAUUUCACGAACACAUUAGAGCAUUGUCUGGGCGAGAAAGAAAAAGAAAACAAGAAAAUAGUGCUGAACAUAACUGACUCACUUCUCGAGUUUAUCUGCUACAAAGAAGGGGAUCGAAUCGCUCUUUUCAUAUCGGCUGGAGGACCAGAAUGUUUUGAGUCAAAACAGCAAGAAAUUCAAGAUUGUGCCAACAAAACGUUUAGCAGUUAUGUACCAAAAACUGAUUCCACUAAUAAUAGUUUAAUGGGAUUGGAGAGUUUACCGUCAUUGAAUUUUGGUACCAAAGAAUGCAGCGACAUGGACAAACUCCAAACCUGCGUUGUGGCGGAAUUAGAAAAAUGUCCGGAUCCGACACCUGCGAAUAUAAUGGAUUCUAUAUUUAAUUUCAUCAAGAGAGUGACGCCGUGCGAGAAUGUACUCAGCGCACAAAGCGCUGCUGCAACUGGUACACAAUCUAGUGCUUCACACGUGGGCGCUCUUACAAUUAUAGCAAUUCUGUCUACUGUUUUAUCUGUAGCAAGCUAUAGUAGUUUCAUCCCUAUAACACUAUAAGUACAUUGUAUAGCUUUAUUCCAAAUAUGUGAGGACAUGACGAAUAGAGAUAUAUGAAAAUUUAUAUGUACCAGUGGUGCUAAAUUGAAUGUAACAAACAAAAACUCACAACUAUGGA